Sipha flava (yellow sugarcane aphid) is the source of this 1905-nucleotide messenger RNA. RefSeq names its product TRPL translocation defect protein 14-like. The record is from RefSeq and is a predicted model, not a curated record. Bases 435 to 1694 code for a protein of 419 amino acids. Gene Ontology annotation, molecular function: phosphatidic acid binding; phosphatidylinositol binding; GTP binding. Gene Ontology annotation, biological process: photoreceptor cell maintenance. Lineage: Eukaryota; Metazoa; Arthropoda; Insecta; Hemiptera; Aphididae. The transcript is spliced from 11 exons.
CAGAUACACGGCGACCACUGGGUGCGUUGCACGUCGGUCGUUUCGUCCGCACCGUCGGAUCGCGCGCGCGUUAACACGGGUUUUAUUCUCCCCGUUCUCGCACAUUGUCAUUCGUCGAACGAACAUCGGGAUUUCGGAUUCACUAACCCAUCACCGCCACAACCAUGUGCUUUGCUGUCGGAAAACCUUGCAAACCGUCUCUCCGUUUUUUCGCGAUCAUCGUGAACUCCGGCCGUCACCAUCACAACAAGUGAACGACGCUCUCGCUGCGCAUACAAGUCACAUGGUCGUUGUGGAGCGCGGCCGUUACUCGCCACCCCGCCAGUCGCAAUCGUUUGCCGCAGUAACUCGUGAUCACCAACGCGCCAGUUGUCGACGGGUCUUCGUUGCACGCGGUUUGCGUUCUCGUCAAUCUUGUCGUUAUUGUCGGGGCGAUGGACGGCAAAGUUAAGAAGCUCUACAAAGUCGUGUUGACCGGCGGACCUUGUGGAGGCAAAACAACAGGACAGUCAAGAUUAUGUACAUUUUUUGAAAAUUUAGGAUGGAAGGUUUACAGAGUUCCAGAAACCGCCAACGUUCUGCUAAGUGGAGGUAUCAAAUUUUCAGAAUUAAGCGACGAUCAAGCACAUAAAUUCCAAGAAAACCUUCUUAGAUGUAUGCUUCAAAUAGAGAAUACAUUUUUUGAAUUGGGCGAGUCGUGCUCACAGAACUGUCUAAUAAUUUGUGACAGAGGUGCUAUGGAUGCUGCCGCAUAUAUACCUAGUAAUAAAUGGGAUCUGAUAAUGAAAGAAAACAAUUUGAAUAUGGUUGACUUGAGAGACAAUCGAUACAAUCAAAUAAUACACAUGGUAUCUGCUGCGUGUGGCGCUGAAGAUUUUUAUACAACUGAAGAUCAUGCAUGCAGAGGAGAGGAUGUAUCCCUGGCUAAGAGUUUAGACAUUAAAGCGUCAGCAGCUUGGAUAGGGCAUCCAUACUUUGAUGUCAUUGAUAACUCAUCUGAUUUUGAAACCAAAAUAUGUAGAAUGAUUGCUGCAGUUUGUCAAAAAUUGGGCCUAGACACUGGUGACCGAUUAGCAACUAAUUCGAAAAAACGUAAAUGGUUAGUGAAAUAUCUACCUAAUGAUCAGUUAUUUCCUCCAUUUCAAGAUUUUGAUGUUGUUCACAAUUACUUGCAAACAUAUAACACAAAUAUGCAAGCUCGCUUACGAAAACGAGGACAAAAAGGUCAUUGGAAUUAUACCCAUACAAUUCGUAGACCAAGGGUUCGUGGCCAAGUGAUUGAGGUGAAAACACAGCUCAGUCAUAGGGAUUAUAUGAAUCUGUUAACACAAAAGGAUGAAACCCAUUAUCCAAUUUACAAAAAAAGGAGGUGCUUUAUCCACUAUAAUCAAUACUUCCAUCUGGAUAUUUAUUGUAAACCUUGUCAUUCAAGAUGUGAAGGAUUAGUAUUACUUGAGACGUAUUCCGCUCUUGAUGACCAAGAAUUGCUUGAUCGUUUACCAAAGUUCCUAGACAUUGAAGCUGAAGUAACAGGAAACGCAGCUUAUUCCAUGUUUAAUUUAUCACUUGUUGAAGAUUGGGACAAAUCUAAACAUUUUUGCCACUAUUUGAAAGGGCCAGAUGAAGAUCUGAGCGCUAACGAUCAUAAAACAAACAAAGUUAGUUACAUUCAUACAAAUGGAAAACGGAAAUAGUAACUGCUUUUACAUUUUGAAUUUAGUAUUGUAAUUUUGUUUCUAAAUUUUUAUUAUUGUAUACUAUUAAUGAUUUUUUCAUUACAUUUUGUUAAGUAGAAAACAAAACUACCAGUUUAAAUUGUUAUCUAUAGAUUUUCUUAUUUACUAAUCUAGGUACUUUAUGUAUUUUUUAUCAUGCAUACUACAUUACUCACAUAUAUUUUAUAUA